Molecule: messenger RNA, 530 nt
Organism: Aricia agestis (brown argus)
Lineage: Eukaryota; Metazoa; Arthropoda; Insecta; Lepidoptera; Lycaenidae
Product: allergen Tha p 1-like
Exons: 3
Coding region: 109-483 (124 amino acids)
Source: RefSeq, a predicted model, not a curated record
UUGACACAUCAAUUUAUAUAGACGUGUUUGUUCCUCCUCAAAAUGUAUAUAAACCUGCCGAAUAGCGAAUGAGGACAGUCACAGUGUGCCUUAGGAACAGGAAACAAAAUGAAAUUCAUCAUAGUUCUAGCGACAGUUUUGGCGGCGGCGGUCGCCAUUCCCGCUGACACGUACAACCCCAAGUACGACAAUUUCAACGCAGUCGAACUAUCCGAGAAUACUCGCCUGUUGAAAUCCUACGGCAAAUGCUUCCUCGGCGAAGGCCCGUGUACCGCUGAAGGAGCUGACUUCAAAAAAAUAAUACCCGAGGCGCUCAAAACGAAGUGCGGGAAAUGCACGCCUAAGCAGAAGGAACUGGUACGCAUAGUCAUCCAGGCGUUCCAGACCAAGCUGCCAGACGUCUGGAAGCAGCUCAUGGAGAGGGAGGACCCCAAGGGGGAGUACACCCAGUCCUUCAACGACUUCCUCAGCGGCAAAGUAUAACCAAAGAAUAAAUUAUUUAUUGUUGACAAAUAAAUUUAUAAUUUUUA